AUGGCUGAGGCAGCAGUCGUCCUGGCGCUGCCGUGUCGGAGACAGCUCUUUUUCCCCGCUCCCCGCUACUUUGUUGUCAGCUUUUGCUGGUAUUCUACAUAUCCCGCAAUUGAUAGUUUUCCCGCUUUGGGAAGUCUUACCCACUCCUCCCCUGAUCCCCACCUCCACCUCCACCUCCACCUUCUCUCCUCCAUAACCGCACUUUUUCAGUCAAUCUCCUGCAAGAGAAUGACGACGAUAGGUCAAUAUUUAAAUUUCUUCACCAAUUGGAUCGGCAUGUUGAGAAUUCAAGGCAGAGAGCCUGAUCUCUUUGAUGGAAAAAAAGUAUCUUUUGGGGAUGCAGAUACAUCUGGCCUUCUUCAAGAUCUGGAGAUCAAGGAGGAUGAACAAACAAAGGAAAAUAAAGAGGAAGAGAUACCACCAUGCCGUGAAGACAACACGGGCAAGGCAAUGGAACUGGAGAAUGCACAUGUUCUUAAAUAUGGACGUGAUGAAUCAGAUCUCCCUAAGAAGGGAAAGAGAUUUUGGUUGAGAAGAAGGAAGCAAGUUGUUCGAAAUGGUAAAAACGCUUGUGAUCCACAAUCAUCCCCAAAUCCUGAUCUCAAUAGGAGGAGAAAUUGGGUAUCCAGCAUGUUGAAACGUAACCAAGUCAUACCAAUAGGAGUUAAUCCAAAUCCACGCCGAGAAAUUAUCCCUGAUCUAAAUAAGAGAAUAUGGAUAACCUCUCGCUUCGGCAGUGUUAAUCAGAUACCACUGGCCUGUGAGAAUGAAGAUCCACACCAAGCCAUUAUCCGUUAUUUAUACGGAAGACCUAUCGAUGAUCGGGAAGAAUUUGUGGCAUAAUUAAUUCUGGCUCGGUGAUUCAUUACUGACUAAUUUAGCUUAAGGACA
Molecule: messenger RNA, 891 nt
Organism: Dromiciops gliroides (monito del monte)
Lineage: Eukaryota; Metazoa; Chordata; Mammalia; Microbiotheria; Microbiotheriidae
Exons: 7
Coding region: 1-843 (280 amino acids)
Source: RefSeq, a predicted model, not a curated record